Molecule: messenger RNA, 615 nt
Organism: Symbiodinium natans
Lineage: Eukaryota; Dinophyceae; Suessiales; Symbiodiniaceae
Source: the annotation of a GenBank genome assembly
AUGCGCGAGAUGGAUGAGUCUUUUUAUGUGGUUUUGACAAUCCAGAGUUGCAAGCGUGGCUUGCCUCUGGUCCCUUUGGUCACAGACGAGUCUCCGACGACCACCAUUGUUGCUGGAGAGAAACUUGGCCUGGAUCGCUGGAUACGUUUCAGUCCCGAGUCUGUUGGCAGCUCAAAGUUCUACCUGUCUGAGUACAUAACAGUCCUCCUGUCCAAUGUUGGGGAGAGUAUCGACGUGUUCAACUCCAUGGACGGACGUACUCUCAUGCCCUAUCAGUGCGUGGUGAGGCGGGAGCAAUGGAUGGCACUGAGGACACGAUUCACUGAAGUCUUCCUCUUGCAGAAAACUGCCUACCGACGUGCAAAUGGCGGGUCCACCGCCCCAAGCAUGCAUGAGGGCGUAGAACCACGAUUCAGUCCAGAUUCCUCAUUGACGCUUCUGAGAGAGCGCUUGACUCAUGGCAAGUCACGGACAACACAACACAGAGUGCUGGUUCGGCGUACGUUUCUGGAGCUAGAGGAGGAGGAAGAUGAGUACAAGUCAAUGGGGAGGGACCAGCGCCGGCACAAGACGACAACUGUACUGCCAGCCGAGUCCCCAAUUCUUGCUGCCUGA